Aedes aegypti (yellow fever mosquito) is the source of this 3232-nucleotide messenger RNA. RefSeq lists its product as uncharacterized. The transcript has 3 exons. Gene Ontology annotation, molecular function: mitogen-activated protein kinase binding; protein serine/threonine phosphatase activity; cation binding. Gene Ontology annotation, cellular component: cytosol; nucleus. Lineage: Eukaryota; Metazoa; Arthropoda; Insecta; Diptera; Culicidae. The record is from RefSeq and is a predicted model, not a curated record. Gene Ontology annotation, biological process: protein dephosphorylation. The coding region runs from base 181 to 2895 and encodes 904 amino acids.
GUCCACCAGACACUCAGUCUGUCAGUCAGUUUCGGUGCAGUCACUUUUCUUCUCUCGUGUCAUUCGUUUCCUAAGCUUUAUUUGUGUGUCGUCGUCUAUAUAUCAAAAUUCGAUUCGGAGCCAAUGUUGCAUCAGUAGGUGCGAAUUGAGAAAACCUGGUGUUAUUGUGCGUGUUUUUCCAUGUCUAUCGGGAUAAAUUUACGUGUCACCGGCCACACCUCGAUCGGGGGCCGGAAGUAUCAGGAAGAUUUCUUCUCCGUCGCUUACCAGCAGACGGAAAACGACCAAAGUUUGGAGUACGCCUUUUUCGGGAUCUACGAUGGCCAUGGCGGAGCAGAAGCGUCACUUUACGCAAGGGAACAUUUGAUGAAUACGAUCGUAAGCCAGAAGCUGUUCUGGUCGGAAAACGACGAAGACGUCCUGAAAGCCAUCCGGGACGGUUACAUCCAGACCCAUUAUUCGAUGUGGCGCGAACAAGAUAAAUGGCCAAAAACUUCGUCCGGAUUGCCUAGCACCGCUGGAACCACCGCUAGUAUAGCGUUCAUCCGAAGGGGAAAGAUCUACAUCGGUCAUGUUGGUGAUUCCGGAAUCGUACUUGGAUACCAAAAGGAUAAAGAAUCCCACUCAGGGAAUGAAGCCUGCACGUGGAACUCAAUGCCCCUGACGGAGGACCACAAACCGGAAGCGUAUGCCGAAAAGAUGCGUAUAAUGAGCUGCGGAGGAAAGGUGGUCACCAAAUCCGGCGUACCGCGAGUGGUUUGGAAUCGACCGCGUAUUGGUCAUAAGGGUCCAGUACGCAGAAGUACUCCCAUAGAUGAGAUACCGUUUCUGGCGGUGGCUCGCAGUUUAGGUGACUUGUGGAGUUAUAAUUCUGCGGUGGACGAGUUCAUUGUUAGUCCCAAUCCGGACGUAUCCGUAAUAGAAAUAGAUCCCAAGAGAUACCGAUGUUUGAUAUUUGGAACGGAUGGUUUAUGGAAUGUAUUAUCUCCCAAACACGCAGUAGAGAUUGUGCAUGCUGCUGAAAUGGAAAAUAUACGCAUAGCGCUAGAGGGAGGGUGCGAUUGGAAGAAUCCCAGCAAAUUAUUGGUGAAUGAAGCUUUGGAAAGAUGGAGCAAGAGCAAUAUGAAGGCGGACAAUACGUCUGUAGUGAUAAUAAUGUUGGAUCCACCUGGGCCUCCCAAACGAGAUGUACUUCGAUCGAUGAGAACAUCGAUACAACACAUUGAUCAUCAGAUAACCAAUACCCAAUCAUUGGACAAGUUGAACGUUACAUUGUAUGACCACACAACGAGAGAGUUGGUUGAUCUGUCCCAAGUUACCUGUCCAGAAGUAGAACAUAACACUGUACAUCAUCAACAACAGUAUAUGGAAUCAACUCCUUCUACUUCUGCCUAUCAUCACGACAUGGUUUACACGGAUAGUUUUGCCGAAUCCUACAACAGUUUUUUGAACACCAGCCUCAGCAAUGAUCAUUCGUAUACAAAUCAUACCCCUACUGCUCAGCAUUACUCCCUACAACAUCAUCAUCUUCAUCAGCAUUCUCAACAACAGCAUCAUGAGGAUCUCCGCAAUGAAAGCCUACAAUACGUUGCAGGACACGACCGAAAUCAGCACGAAGAAACUUACUCACUAACAAACCUUCAAACUAAAUCAGAACGAUUGCAGUCGGAAAUGAUGAAAGCAUCUACCUCAACUGGAUCUGCCUCCUCGACUCGUUACGCACAUCUGGAAUGCACCGGAAAUUUGGCUAUUAUCGAAAACUUUCACGAUUAUCAGUUACCAAACGUAACAAAUCACUCAGCUACGAAUCAACCUUAUGGAAUGCAUUAUCCAAUCCAUGCGUAUCAACAGGAGAAUCAUCAUGAACCGCCAACGUAUCAAAUGGAACGUUACGAUUACCAUCAUUCUGCACAUCAUCAUGAACCAGUUAGCUGUAAUUACGGAAGCCAGCAUUAUACGGCACACGAUCUAUCGGAACAUAACUACCAAAAGGAUUCCUUGGAGUAUUUAUAUCCGGAGGAUGAACCAGGUCCUAGUACCAGUCAACAAGUCCAUGAAACUGAGAAACUUGACGCAUGUAUAGUGGAGUCUACGAUAGUAACUAGUUUAGCUAAUACCGAAACAGGUGAUGACGCGCGGCAUUCUGUGAUAAACUCAUCGAAGAACGAAGCCGAGGACAUCCAGAUCAAUGAAAUAUCAUCUUCGAACCUGGGUGCGCUAUCACCUGCCCUGGACACGUCCAUUCAAUCCGACAGUGAUAGCUGCGUAAGCGAGGACGAGGCGAAAGCUUCAUCAUCUACUGCAACGAGAGGUAAAAGAGUAUCUGCCCCCGAUGGCACUGCGAAGGGAAAGGUACGUAAAACUUUGAAAAAUAUUGUAAAAAUCGUUUACGAGACGCGGAGCAGUCAACGUCCGGUCCGGACGAGGGGGCAACAGGAACAUGUCUCCUCUAUUGCGAGGAGUAAAACGAUACGCACGAAAUUCGGCAAUAUUUUACCAAAGGGCUCCAAGGUGAAAAAAAUCCUUAGUUUUAAGAGACAAAGUUUUAAGAAUAACAAAACGUACAGUUUAUUGGACAGUAACAGUAGUAUGGUCAGCACUAUCAAUAACAAUAAUACUUUUGAAAUUACGAGUAAAACGGCAGUAAGUGAAGUAGAGAAACCCGAGGAAAAGCGGGUUUUGCGUUCGGCAGAUCAAAUGAAAACAGCAACUGUUGGCAUUCAGCAGAAAAAGUUCUCCCAAAGAGCCCAUCGGUCAGUGGAGUCCAUUACGUUUAUUAGUUCCACUAGCCCUAAGUCCAGCGGCAGUAUUCCAAAGCAAACGACUGCACUUCCGAAGCGAAAGAUGUUGCUUCGGAAGGUAACGCUGGAUGCGAAACGUGUCAAGCGUCGCUAGGUUUUCUCUGUUUAGGCACAAUCUGGGUCACUACAAGGCUGUGAAGUAAUCUUUUAAGCGUUUAGAUUCUUCUGAUACAUUCCGGCGGUUCUCAAGCAGACACGUUUCUUCUUAUCUCAAUUGAAUCGUGGAGUUUUAUUUAGUUUGUACCUAUAUUUAUGUAAUGGUGAACAAAGUUUACAAUGGGAAACGCUUUAUUUGAUUGUGUGUUGUUAGUCUGCAAAAGUAAUAAGUUUGUAAACCCUUUUUCUUUGCAAUGUUUAGAGCUGUGAAAUGUUUUACAUCAAGGACGUCUUCAUAUACAAUACAACAACCGUUCUCGCAUAAGUUUGGGUGA